Messenger RNA from Trichoderma asperellum CBS 433.97, 662 nucleotides. RefSeq lists its product as uncharacterized. Lineage: Eukaryota; Fungi; Ascomycota; Sordariomycetes; Hypocreales; Hypocreaceae. The record is from RefSeq and is a predicted model, not a curated record.
GACGAACGAUGCUUGAACACUUGAGCCAUGGAUUGUUGAAGAGCCAUAUCACUAGCAAGCACGGAUUGAAGCCAACUUGAAUAAUGGAGAGCGAAGGAAUAGCUACAAAACAGAGCGAUCGCCAUGGGGCGCCACACCUUGUGAUGAUGGGCAAUAUGCCAUCCAAUGCUUGUGUUACUCGUACCUAUACUGGUUGAACAACUACAGCAUAACUGCUUGGCGAAGUCUAACUGCUACGAAUCAGAAUCAGCAACGAAGCGCUGUCAAAGACGAAGCAAAAGUCGCCUCAUAGACAAGGACGGCACAGAUGUUACGAUAUUGAUAGACCCUUUUCACGCCACGGACCAUUUAAAUCAGAGGCCAUUCAGUUUAGCAGCCGCCGUGGCAAACAUCUUCACAACAUACUGCCAAUGGAAGGGGGAAAAGACAACAGAGAGCCGGAUAGCACUCUCGAGGACAGCGCCCUCGCCACCCGAUGUCCUAUACGGUAUAUCGAAUAAACCCCCGUUCCCUAGCAGUACUAUUUCCUUUUAUCCAACAUACCCUUUCCUCCGAUAACCACGACCUUCUUAUUUUAUAAAUACAACGCCCGCACCAUUAGCGGCGUCAUACCCAUCGUAUGACGAUGGCUCCGGAGGAUGGAUGACCAAAGACCAUGCAGC